Molecule: messenger RNA, 3010 nt
Organism: Tripterygium wilfordii
Lineage: Eukaryota; Viridiplantae; Streptophyta; Magnoliopsida; Celastrales; Celastraceae
Product: protein transport protein SEC23-like
Exons: 12
Coding region: 222-2567 (781 amino acids)
Biological process (GO): COPII-coated vesicle budding; COPII-coated vesicle cargo loading; endoplasmic reticulum to Golgi vesicle-mediated transport
Cellular component (GO): endoplasmic reticulum exit site; COPII vesicle coat
Molecular function (GO): zinc ion binding; GTPase activator activity
Source: RefSeq, a predicted model, not a curated record
UUUAGCGAACCCAAUUUCACACUGAAUUUUCCUCCAUCGUAUCUUCUCCGCCUGCCUUCUUUGCGGUGACCCCUUUCUUUCCCUUUCUUCAGGGGUCGCCUUUCGCUCAAACAAUUCAAUCCAAAAAAACACACAUUUUGAUUUCUCUUCACUCUCCACUGAUCAUUCAAAACCCACAAACACAGACACAGAUUAAUCAAUCAAGUUAAUCAGUCUCAACCAUGUCGGAAAUGGCCAAUACGGAUCCGGAGGGGAUCGACGGAGUACGGAUGACCUGGAACGUGUGGCCCAGGACCAAGGUUGAAGCAAGCAAGUGCGUGAUCCCUUUGGCGGCGACAAUUGCUCCGAUCCGGCCUCACCCGGACAUACCUACCCUCCCCUACGCCCCUCUGCGAUGCAAGACCUGCGCCGCCGCCCUCAAUUCCUUCGCCCGUGUCGACUUCACUGCGAAGAUCUGGAUCUGCCCCUUUUGCUUCCAGCGUAACCACUUCCCUCAACAAUACUCCUUGAUCUCCGAGACGAAUCUCCCCGGCGAGCUCUAUCCGCAGUACACCACCGUCCAGUACACCCUCCCACAGCCGUCCCAACAGCAUUAUCAACAACAACAGCCACCCCCAUCGGACUCGUCUCCGGUGUUUGUUUUUGUCCUGGACACAUGUAUGAUCGAGGAAGAGCUGGAGUUUGUCAAGUCCGCGCUCAAGCGGGCCAUUGGGAUGCUACCAGAUAACGCCCUGGUGGGUUUGGUCUCGUUUGGGACUCAGGCUCAGGUUCACGAAUUGGGAUUCUCGGAAUUGUCCAAGGUUUAUGUCUUCAGAGGUGAAAAGGAGAUCUCCAAGGAGCUGGUUUUGGAGCAACUAGGGCUGGGCGGGGCUGUAGCUGGUCGGAGAACAGCAGCCGUUCCUGUUGGGUAUCAGAAAGGAGGGAUUCAAAACGGGUUUCCAAAUGGCGGCAUUGCACGUUUCCUUUUGCCAGCAUCUGAGUGUGAAUACACCAUCAAUACGCUUUUGGAUGAGUUGCAAACAGACCAGUGGCCUGUUUCUCCUGGUAGUAGGGCCUCAAGGUGCACAGGAGUUGCAUUGAGUGUCGCAGCAGGAUUGCUUGGAGCUUGUUUACCUGGGACAGGGGCUCGCAUAGUAGCUUUGGUAGGAGGUCCAUGCACGGAAGGGCCAGGCACGAUUGUUUCAAAAGAUUUGUCAGACCCAGUGCGUUCCCAUAAAGAUCUCGAUAAGGAUGCAGCACCAUAUUUUAAGAAAGCGGUCAAAUUCUAUGACAAUCUCACAAAGCAGCUGGUCAACCAGGGUUACGUCUUAGACCUUUUUGCAUCUGCACUUGAUCAGGUUGGAGUUGCAGAAAUGAAAGUAGCCGUUGAAAGAACUGGUGGUCUUGUGGUUCUGGCAGAAAGCUUUGGACAUCGAGUAUUUAAAGAUUCUUUCAAGCGCGUUUUUGAAGAUGGUGAACAGUCUCUUGGUCUUUGUUUCAAUGGCACACUUGAGAUCAACUGCUCAAAGGACAUCAAAAUUCAGGGGAUUAUUGGACCCUGCACUUCUUUAGAAAAGAAAGGACCUAAUGUUGCUGAUUCGCUUCUAGGGGAAGGAAAUACUACGGCUUGGAAAAUGUGUGGCCUCGACAAAAGCACUUGCUUGACUGUUUUAUUUGACCUUUCAUCAAGUGAGCCGUCAAAUACCUCAGGAACAGCAAAUUUACAGUUAUACAUACAGUUUGUUACAAGCUAUCAAAGCCCUGAUGGUCAGAUGAUGCUUCGAGUUACAACAGUUACUAGAAGUUGGAUAGAUAGUGCCGUAAGCUCAGAGGAAUUGGUUCAGGGUUUUGAUCAGGAAACAGCUGCUGUGGUUAUGGCUAGAAUAGUGUCCUUUAAAAUGGAGACAGAGGAAGGCUUUGAUGCCACUCGAUGGCUGGACCGAAACUUAAUUCGUCUCUGUUCAAAAUUUGGUGACUACCGAAAAGAUGAUCCAUCGUCCUUCACAUUAAACCCUUGUUUUUCAUUGUUUCCUCAGUUUAUGUUUAAUCUUCGACGGUCGCAAUUUGUACAGGUUUUUAAUAAUAGUCCAGACGAGACUGCUUACUUCCGCAUGUUGUUAAAUAGGGAAAAUAUCACGAAUGCUGCUGUCAUGAUACAACCAUCAUUGAUAUCAUAUUCGUUCAGUUCGCUUCCCCAACCAGCACUGUUGGAUGUUGCUUCUAUUGCAGCUGACCGUAUUCUCUUAUUAGAUUCAUAUUUCAGUGUUGUCAUUUUCCAUGGUAUGACAAUAGCACAGUGGCGUAACAUGGGUUACCAGAACCAGCCGGAGCAUCAGGCAUUUGCGCAGUUGUUGGAAGCUCCACAGGAUGAUGCAAAAAUGAUAAUUCAUGAUCGUUUCCCUGUUCCUAGAUUGGUGGUAUGUGAUCAGCAUGGAUCCCAGGCAAGAUUCUUACUGGCAAAGCUGAACCCUUCAGCAACAUAUAAUAAUGCCACUGAGAUGGCUGCUGGAACAGACGUGAUCUUUACCGAUGAUGUUAGCCUUCAAGUGUUCUUUGAGCAUCUUCAAAGGCUGACCGUUCAAUCAUGAUAGUAGAGGAGUUUAAGUUUCUCAUAGAUUUUCAGAUGUAGGGAAGUCUGCGGCCUGAUUUUAUCCCCUCUUUAACAUAUUGUUCUGUGGGGAUCUUUUUCUUUUUCUUUUUCCUUUCUAUUGUCUUGAAAUUGACAGGGUUGGACCACAAGAGUUUGAAAAUAACAGAUAGACAUAAAUAUAUCAUUUUUUGGGAGGUGGUUGGGUUAUUUCAGUUGAGUUGCUGGGAUUGAAAGUUACAAUGGCAAUGCAAGGUAUAGAAAUCACUGUUUGAGUUUUGGUUGCGGGGCCAAUGAGGAAGAUGCUUGGACAGAUUUUCUUCCCCCAUUUUUUUUUCACUCUCCAUGUAUCUGGUUAGGUGGGAAGUUUGUAUUUUUUUUUUUUAAGUUAAAAAUAUCAAAUGUAAUGAUUGUAGGUUGGAUAAACAUCUAUGUUCUCCGUCU